AUGAUUUGUAUCCAAGGUGUUGACGCAUUCGGUUUCGAUGCGUUGGCCUUGGUGCAUAAACCAGCUACUCAGGUUAAACGGCAGAUCAUCGAGACGGGAAACCCCGAGAGACGGGUAGAUGGCGACUUUGUAGAGUAUGAAUCCGGCGGCGGAAGAAGCUGUGGUGAUCAAUUCGAUAUCUGUCAAGGGCUCACAAAUGCCGAUACUUCGUUGUCAGUCCCUCCGGAUUGUCAGAGACAAUUGACAAUGUGCCUGUCCGUGCAGAUCAGCGCACCAAUUGCCAUUCCGAGUGCUGAUUUAGAGAGGAACACCGUGACUGUCAUGGCCCAGACUAGGAUCCCAUACGAUGAAGAGUUUGAUCUGCAUGCCAAGACUUGCUCGCUCGACGCGUUCAAACUACGCGAAUUCCAAACAAAUACAGCAACCUCCACCCGCUCCAAAACCUCCCCCUCCUUCGCUCAACGCUACGCCACCACGAUCUCGAACCCACUAUCCCGCACCCUCACGACGCCCACUGCGCGUCGCACCCUAUUCUUGAACCGAGUCAGGCGCGAUCGCCAUGAUGGACGCUUCGAGACCCGUGGCGAGCAGCUGGCGCUCAUGGAACAUGUUGCCGAGGAGCGGAAAUGGGAUGCAUCCAUGAAGAGACACGCGGAUGGAAUCUUCGAGGGGUAUUUGCGGGACUUGGAGACUUCUGAAUUUGAACCAGAAUUUGAAUCCGGCGAUGGGAGUGAGAUUGGGGAUGUUGCGGGUAUGGAUCUCUCCCACCUUUAUUGUUCCGGUCCCGAUGGUUCGUUCAGUGACGAGGAAUACGACCAUAUCUUUAUGGAUUUGGUACAUUCUACCCAGGAUAUGGAUAUGAGCGGUUGA
Molecule: messenger RNA, 870 nt
Organism: Aspergillus tanneri
Lineage: Eukaryota; Fungi; Ascomycota; Eurotiomycetes; Eurotiales; Aspergillaceae
Exons: 9
Coding region: 1-870 (289 amino acids)
Source: RefSeq, a predicted model, not a curated record